Molecule: messenger RNA, 1766 nt
Organism: Neurospora tetraspora
Lineage: Eukaryota; Fungi; Ascomycota; Sordariomycetes; Sordariales; Sordariaceae
Exons: 1
Coding region: 237-1499 (420 amino acids)
Source: RefSeq, a predicted model, not a curated record
CUGAGCCCCUGACGUAACCAGUGUUUGAGCCUGCUGUGGACAUUUUGUUGGAGCCAAAACUUCUGGCCAGUUGGGCCCGGAGCCAAUUGCGACAGCUUCUCCUUUCUAGAGCUUGUUGGCCUCUUUUAUAUGCGCUCUCUGCUUCUGCACCAACAACAACAACAUACAGGAGCCGCAGAAUGACCUUGUAACGAUACCGGAAGCACUUACGAUCCCUUCGAAACCCAUCCCGCAUAAUGCCGAUUCCGUUCCUCGCCAGCGUUGUCAUGGACGGGUGGCCAUCAUGGCUGCCCGGGCCGUGGGCUCUCACCAAGGCCGGCACCGCUCUCGGAGCCAUCGCUAUCACAAAGAUCUAUGCCAGUGGCGCGACAUGUACGGCCGAAAGGAAUAUGCACGGUCGCGUUGUCAUGAUCACCGGCGGCACAUCAGGAAUCGGCGCCGCCACGGUAUACGAACUUGCCAAGCGAGGCGCCCAAAUCAUCCUCCUCACACACCACGAGCAUAACGACGCCUUUCUCGUCGACUUCAUCGACGACAUGCGCGAUCGCACCAACAACCAGCUUAUCUACGCCGAACAAGUCGAUCUACGCUCCCUGCACAGCGUCCGAAAAUUUGCGACAAAAUGGGUUGACAACGCCCCUCCCCGCCGCCUCGACACCAUCAUUCUCUGCGGAUCGACCCUCACGCCGCCCGGGAAGGCGAGGACGGAGACACCGGAUGAUGUGGAGAGUACCUGGCAGGUUAACUUCCUCUCCAACUUCCAUCUCUUGGGCAUCCUCAGUCCCGCGAUCCGCGCCCAACCGUUCGACCGCGACGUGCGCAUCAUCAUCCCGACAUGCUCCGCCUACAUCCGUUCGCCGUCGUUGGAUAAAGCGCUGGAUAAGAAAGACUGGUCCCCGGGCAAGGCAUACGCGCGGAGUAAGCUGGCCAUGAUGGUGUUUGGCAAGGCAUACCAGAAGCAUCUGGACGCGUACGAGAGGCCCGAUAAGCUUCCGAUGAAUGCGCGCGUCUUUCUGGUAGACCCCGGAUACACGAGGACGCCUGGAAUGCGCCGGUGGCUUACUAGAGGCACUGUUUGGGGUCUCAUCGUAUACCUCUUCCUUUACAUGUUCUCCUGGCUUUUCCUCAAGAGCGCAUGGAUGGGCGCGCAGUCCAUCUUGUGGGCCGUUAUGGAAGGCAGUCUCGUUCGCGACAAGGGUGGAAAGGUGGUUAAGGAGUGCAUGGUGGUAGACUGCGCACGCAAGGAUGUGGACGACGAAGCUAUUGCGAAGAAGCUGUGGGAAUCCAGUGAUAAAUUGAUUGAGGAGAAGGAGAAGGACGCGGCUGCAAAAAGGGCAAGGGCGAAGAAAAGAGAAAUGGAGAUGGAGGAGGAGAAAAAGGCACGAGAGCGUGUUGAGGAGAUUGAAUCUUUGGUUAACACGAUCAAGAAAGGGAAGCAGAAAGAGAAAGAAAAGCCCAAGAGUGGGAAGAAGGCGAAGAAUGGAGAAAAGACUGCCUAGAGCGAGGCCAAGUAGACGGGCAAAAGCAUAUAGAUUUCACGUUCUUAUAGACAAAAUGACCAUAAUGUAUACACAGCAAAGAUAUGGGCCAGAUGUCUUGGAUGCUAUCCCUAAGUUCGGGGACGGGCCGAUCCAUGGGCGGAGCCCUCGGUCGCUCGGCACCAUGUUGAGCGGGGAUACCUUAGCACGCCGGGCCGGUAAUUAUAGUGGGGCCACUUCGGCACUUCACGUGAAGAUGAUCAUCAAUGACGAACUUCAUCCUGGGCG